Setaria italica (foxtail millet) is the source of this 1859-nucleotide messenger RNA. RefSeq names its product F-box/LRR-repeat protein 13. The transcript has 5 exons. Bases 62 to 1543 code for a protein of 493 amino acids. Lineage: Eukaryota; Viridiplantae; Streptophyta; Magnoliopsida; Poales; Poaceae. The record is from RefSeq and is a predicted model, not a curated record. Gene Ontology annotation, molecular function: protein binding.
CUACCACACCAAAGCGCCACGCUGCUCGCCCCCGGCCGCACCGGCGAACUGACCGGCCGCGAUGGAGCCCACUUCGUCGCCGGCGCAGGGUUGGGCGCCGCUAACCGCAGAUGACUGCAUCCUGCCAAAGAAGAGGAAGACUUGUUGCAGUGUCCAGCAACCUGCGCAGAAUAAUGACAGGAUCAGCGCACUACCAGAUGACAUUUUGAUAAAAGUUCUUUCGCUAAUGACAGUAAUGGAGGCUGCAGUGACUGCCUGUCUGUCCACCAGAUGGAGACACCUCUGGGGAAACGUCGACCAUCUCAUCCUUGACAAGCAUACUUUUAAGAUGCAAGUGCCAGAAAAUUCAAAUAAUAACGAAAAUCCUGAUUUAUGGAAUCAAGAAGCUACAAAGUUUGUGAGUAAAGUAAAUGAAGUUUUGCACCAUCAUAAUGGUAAUGGAAUCAAAAAAAUUGAAGUCAAAUUCCCAUUAUCCUCAUCACAUUCCGCGGACCUAGAUCACUGGGUUGAAUUUGCAGCGACAUCUGGUUCAAAAACACUCAACCUUAUCCUUUCUGGCUAUCAUGGCAUGGGGGCCACACGGCAUGCAGAGAAAUACAGCUUCCCUUUGAAGCAUUUUGUUGACUUGGGAGGUUGCCGUUUGCACCAAUUGCAUCUAUCCAUGUGCAGUUUAGAAAUAGUAUCUGCAAAACUCAGUGGCUUUUGUUAUCUGGAUUCCCUUUCACUUCACCGUGUAUCGGUGGUUGAUUCAGUUGUUCUGAAUAUUAUGUCUAGCUGCUGUGCUCUCCGCCGCUUUGGCCUGCAACGAUGCCAUCGGUUGAUUAAUAUGAGAUUCGCUCAUGCGAAAUUGGUGGAUCUGGUAGUACUUGGUUGUAAGGGCUUAAUCAGUAUUAGCAUUCAUGCUGAAAAGUUGAAGUAUUUCUCAUACAAGGGUCAUAAGGUAGAUAUUGAGUAUGAAUGCACACCAGUUCUUCACAAACUUCGUGCUUUCUUUGUGAAGAAUAAUGAAUGUCCUUUAGACUUCUUGGGUCAUCUCCCUAAUCUCACAGCACUGACCUUGCAGUUUCCCACAUGUUUACAGGUAUCUCGUGUACUGCAACACAGUAAAAGAUUUGCUGGUUUGAAGAACAUCGUGCUGUGUCUCUUGACAUCUUGGAAAACAAGCAUCCGUUCGGUGGCUUACCUCCUUAAAGAUGCUCCCCUAGUUGAAACACUUGUUCUUCAGGUUUAUGGAAAUCUGCAGCCGCAGAGUAAGCUGAAAAUUAUAUGGCCCAAGAAAUGUAUACUUGGAAGGCUCCACGCUAUUAGGAUCAGAGGGUUUAGCGGGGAACCAGAAUUGAUGCGACUCUUGUCCUUUCUGUUAAAGAGGUCGCCUUGGCUGAAGAAACUGGAUAUUGACACACAUCCACACAAGUACAGUGGAUUCAACAAAUGGAAGAGGAAGAAGUCUGAAGAUGCCACGAGGUGCUAUUAUGCGAGAGGGGUGGCUUUGACACACUUGCCCCUUGAGAUUCCAUCUACCGUGACACUUAGAGUUAGAUGACUUGCGCGAUUACAGACAAGAAUGCCAAUGCCGCUGGCAAGUUGUGGUCAGAAAAUAUUUUGCUAUGACUUGGGUACUGGGCAGCAAUGCAGGUGCAAGUGCAAAGCAGUAAAUUGGAAUGCCGUGGCAGGUUGUGCUUGUGCCGGUGGUUUGCUUUUCUUUUGUGAUGACGUUAGUUUAAUUUGGAGUGGACUUUGCUGCUCAAAUAUUUGUAAAUGGUGAAACUAAUGUGAAAAACAGUUUCCAUUAGCUAUCUAUAACUGAUUAAUAGCUAAUAUGCAUUCCGAACGUCUAUUUGUAAUGAAGGGAUAUCUGA